This is a messenger RNA of Asparagus officinalis (garden asparagus), 3911 nucleotides long. RefSeq names its product calmodulin-binding transcription activator 4-like. The transcript is spliced from 11 exons. The record is from RefSeq and is a predicted model, not a curated record. Gene Ontology annotation, molecular function: double-stranded DNA binding; protein binding; transcription coregulator activity. Gene Ontology annotation, cellular component: nucleus. The coding region runs from base 190 to 3456 and encodes 1088 amino acids. Gene Ontology annotation, biological process: regulation of transcription by RNA polymerase II. NCBI's taxonomy places the organism in Eukaryota, Viridiplantae, Streptophyta, Magnoliopsida, Asparagales, Asparagaceae.
AACAGUUUCCUUGCUCUUUGCUGUCCAACCAAAAAAAAAAAAAACGUUUUUCUUCCCUUCUUUCCUUUUCAAGAAUUUCCCCUGGAAAAAAAAGCCGCCUCCUUCCCUUCUCUCUCGAGUAGGGCUUUUCUACUGAUCCUUCUUAAACCCUCGGCCUCGCUUCAAUCUCGUCGUCAAUCGGCGUCAGAUAUGAAUCAGCAAGGUUUUGAUUACGAUAUGCUUUGCAAAGAAGCGCGGUAUCGUUGGCUGAAGCCUGCGGAGAUCCACUUCGUUCUGCAGAAUCACGAGAGCUACCCGAUUUCCGCCGAGGCCCCUCACAAGCCACCGAGUGGUUCUGUGUUUCUUUACAACCGCAGGGUUCUUCGCUAUUUCCGGAAAGAUGGUCACAGCUGGCGGAAGAAGAAGGAUGGAAGGAAUGUCGGCGAAGCCCAUGAGCGGCUUAAGGUUGGGAAUGUUGAUGCUUUGAAUUGUUAUUAUGCUCACGGUGAGCCAAAUCCUUAUUUUCAGAGGCGAAGCUAUUGGAUGUUGGAUCCGGCCUAUGAGCAUAUUGUCCUGGUUCACUACAGAGAAGUCUCUGAGGGAAGAUUUCUUUCUGGAUCAAUCUCAAACAUAUCUGCCAAUUCACAUUCCACUUUUAAUCAGACUACCAGUACAAGUAAUACCCAUUAUCAGGGCAUCACUUCUGGGAGUGAACAUUAUGAUCCUAAUGGGUGCAAUGGCAGCUCAACAACUGUGGAAGAAGUGAGUUCAAAGUUUGCUUUAGGAGCAGCAGAUGCAGAUCACUUGCAUAUCAGAUAUGGUCAUGGAUCAAGAAAUUCUGAUCUAUCACCUCAGCCAGAGGUCAGUCUAGCGCUACAUAAGCUUGCAAUGCAGUUGAGUUUGGAGGAUGAUUAUGAGAAUACCAGCUGCUUCGGCGAAAAAUUGCCUGAAUUCUCCAAGGAGUAUGACAGAUCCCAAGGUGUUGGAUGUUUUGACAAUACAAGGGAAUCUUUUCAAGAAGCAGAUCAAAAUCUCUUUCAUGGAACAGAAUUCUGGGAGCAAAACCAAAUUGAAUCUGAAAAACAAGAUGGCUAUAGAAGCACACAGUCACUUGGAGAUUCAGGAACACCUGAAACCAAUUUGACUAGUUCACAUAAUUCUCUAGGCGAUAAUGGAAAGCAAGGAAGUCAGCCACUAGGUUCUGGUUAUAGUGUUGUUAGAACAUCUCCUUCUUGGAAUCACAUGAUGCAGACAAGCCAAUAUUCUGCACCGAUCAAUGCAAGAAAUAAAAACACGUUGCCGCCAGAAGGUAUUAUCGAAUCUUCUAUGCUCAGGCCAACUGAACACGGUCCAACACUUGAUAUUCCAUUUGAGCAGCCAGGACAGUUCGUUUGGGCACAAGCUGAUGAUGUUGGAAAUAAUGCAGAAAGUAGAUCUACUAGACAUCACAUUCCUGACAGUGAUUUGAGCUUGCAACUAGCAGCGACUCGAGAAUUUCUGUUAGGGCCUGAGAAUUCAAUUGAGUCACCAACUUAUAUCUCACAGCUUUCAAAAGUUCAAAUGCAGAGUAUUUGUGAUGCUAGUAUUUGUGAAACCAGUUCGGAUGUAGGAAAGUAUAGAACGCAAAACAGUACAGACUGGAUGGCGACUAUUGAUUUAGAUGUUCCGAAUAAUACCUAUUCUUCUGAUUUCUCAACAAUGUGGUUUGAUCAAGGGCAAUUUGGCAUCCCACUCAGAGAUGAUUCAAGUUUGACUGUGGCAGAGAAGCAGAGAUUUAGCAUUCGUGAAAUCUGCCCAGAAUGGGCAUUUUCCUCUGAGCCUACAAAGGUUAUCCUUAUUGGAGAUUUUCUCUGCAAUUCUUCAGAGUGCUCCUGGGCAAUUAUGUUUGGCAACAUUCAGGUUCCUGCAGAAAUUGUUCAGGAGGGCAUCUUGCGUUGCAUGGCUCCUCAACAUGGUGACGGAAAGGUUACAAUUUGUGUCACAUCUGGAAAUAGAGAAUCCUGCAGUGAAGUUAGAGAAUUUGAAUUCCGUGCAAAACCCACUACUACCAAUUUUGUUGGCACACCACCUAAGGCAGAGGGUACCAGAAAUGCUGAGGAAAUAUUGUUGCUUGUCAGACUUGUUCAUAUACUUUGUGGCUCUGAUGUUUUUUCAUGUAAGACUGGCAGCAGUAAGGAAACUGAACAUUUCAGCACAUUAAAAGACGAGUCUCGGUGGUCUCGGAUAAUGGAGUCACUCCUAGAUGGUUCUGAGGGUCCAUCAAGUAUUUUAGAAUGGGUAAUGGAAGAACUAUUAAAGGAUAAGUUACAGCUGUGGUUAUCAUCUAAGAAUCAGGGUCAAGAUUGUUUGCUGUCCAGGAAGGAGAAAGGCUUUGUACACUUGAUUUCCGGUCUAGGCUAUGAAUGGGCCUUAAGUCCAAUCCUUGAUGCUGGUGUUGGUGUUAAUUUUCGUGAUGCUAGUGGCUGGACGGCCCUUCACUGGGCUGCUCGUUUUGGAAGGGAAAGAAUGGUUGCUGCACUCCUUGCUGCUGGGGCGUCAGCUGGAGCUGUUACAGAUCCCACUCCACUAGAUCCAAUAGGCAGAACUGCAGGUGCUUUAGCUGCUGAAAAUGGUCACACAGGUCUUGCUGCAUAUCUUUCGGAAGCAGCUCUAACUAGCCAUCUUUCUUCACUUACCAUGGGAGAAAAUGAAAUUUUUAAAGGGUCUGCUGAAGUGGAGGCUGAAAGAGCAGUGGAAAGCAUAUCUCAGAGAACUGUCCAACUUCAUGUUGGGGUUACUGAAGAUGAGCUCUCACUCAAAGAUUCAUUGGCAGCUGUUAGAAAUGCAACUCAAGCUGCAGCACGCAUACAAGCCGCUUUCCGUGCUCAUUCUUUCAGGAAGAGGCAUCAAAUAGCGGCAUCAUUUCAAGAUGAAUAUGGCAUGACUCCAGUAGACAUUCACCGGUUUGCAGCUUCAUCAAAAUUUCAAAGGGCACCACAUGGUUCUCGUGAUCAUAAGUUUGAUAAAGCAGCUCUCUCUAUUCAGAAGAACUAUCGAGGAUGGAAAGGGCGCAAAGAUUUCUUAACCCUGCGUCAACAUGUAGUAAAGAUACAGGCUCAUGUAAGAGGUUACCGUGAAAGGAAGAAAUACCAAUUUCAAUGGACAGUUGGUGUCAUUGAGAAAGCUGUUCUGCGAUGGCGUAGGAAAGGUGUUGGUUUACGAGGAUAUCGAGCAGAACCAGAAUCAGUUGAUGAGGGGGAUGAAGAAGUAGAGGAGGACAUACUCAAGGUUUUCCGGAAGCAAAAGGUAGAUGCAGCUGUUGACCAAGCAGUAUCAAGGGUACUUUCUAUGGUGGAGUCUCCAACGGCAAGGCAACAGUAUCGCCGAAUGCUCGAAAGAUAUGCUGAAGCCAAGGCUGAGUUGGGUACUUCAGAUGAAGCAACAUCCAGGCCGAAUGACGAUUUUCAGAUCACAGAGAGCAAUGACUUGAUGUUUUGACGGUUUCUUGAAUUACCAAAUCAGCAACAUGUGAAUAAUGCGCACAGCUUCUUGUAUAGUCUGUAUCCGGUUGCUCUGGUGUGAUUUGGUUUCUUCAGGUUGCUCUUGUAAAUUUCUUGUGCGUUAAUGAUGUAAGUAUGUUCAGUGGGUCUAAUAAGCGGUGAAAAUGGGUGAUUAAUAGUUGUUAGCGGCUAUCCAGUUUCGACACAGAAGCAGGCAGGCAGGCGGUUUCACAUUUUCUAUUCUUACCCAACGUCAGAAAAUGGAGAGAAAGGGGACAAAAUUGUUGGUCCAUGUAUGUAUCAAGUAAUUUUCGUCACGACGUUUGUUGGGUUUACGCACAGUAAAAAUCUCCCGAGUAUGUCUGUUGUGUAAAAGCAUUAGCAAUCAUAAAAAUUUGUAAAUUGGUUUGCGAAUAGAAAUUAAUUGAAGAGAAAUGAAGGAAAAGCAAUGAA